Messenger RNA from Camelina sativa (false flax), 1473 nucleotides. RefSeq names its product transcription factor bHLH129. Gene Ontology annotation, cellular component: nucleus. The record is from RefSeq and is a predicted model, not a curated record. NCBI's taxonomy places the organism in Eukaryota, Viridiplantae, Streptophyta, Magnoliopsida, Brassicales, Brassicaceae. Gene Ontology annotation, biological process: regulation of transcription by RNA polymerase II. Gene Ontology annotation, molecular function: protein dimerization activity; RNA polymerase II cis-regulatory region sequence-specific DNA binding; DNA-binding transcription factor activity, RNA polymerase II-specific.
UCUCUCUCUCUCUCUCUCUCUCUCUCUCUCUCUCUCCCUCAACCCUCUCGUCCUCUCAAGAUUUUUUCCCUAACCAUUAGAUUAACUUUUGUAGGGUUUUUUUCGUUUCCUAAUUCAUGUACCCUCCUAAGUCCUCUAAGUCCUCCGCUCCAGACGGCGUCGACUCCGAUAUCAACCAAUAUGAAUCAGCCGCUGGAGCCACCCGUGAUUUCUCCUCUCUUGGCCCUCAAACCCACCAUCCUCUGCCUCCGCCGCGGCAGCAGCAGCACAAUCCCAACGUCGUUGGCCAUUACAUCUCAGGCGAACCAUCUUCCGUCGGAUUUGAUUCCGGAGCUUCUUCUUCUUCUUUGUUCCGACACAGAAGCUCUCCGGCUGGAUUCUACGACCAGCAUCUUCCCACUGAUCCCAACGGUUUUUCUCUAGGACGGCCGAACGGAGGAUACGGCGGCGGUGGAGGAGGAGGAGGAGAGAGAGGGCCGUCGAGGUUGAAGUCGGAGCUAAGAUUCUCCGGCGGGAGUAGUAGUCAUCAAGAACAUAAUUCCCUACCGCGAAUCUCGGAAGUUGAAGCGGCUGCGGCGGCUAUAGACGGUGUCGCAUCGAGUAGUAUGAAUUUUGGAAAUGAUCAUACUAACAACUGGGAUAACUCGUCUUCUCAUAUCAGUUUCACCAUUGAUCAACCCGGGAAAAGGUCCAAGAACUCCGACUUUUUUACCUUAGAAACUCAGUUUAGCAUGCCGCAAACAUCUCUGGAAAUGGCGAGAAUGGAGAACUUGAUGAACAUCCCAGAGGACUCGGUGCCUUGUAGGGUUAGGGCCAAGCGUGGCUUUGCGACUCACCCGCGCAGCAUCGCUGAAAGGGAGAGAAGAACAAGAAUAAGCGGGAAGCUGAAGAAACUACAAGAACUGGUGCCCAAUAUGGAUAAACAAACGAGCUACGCAGACAUGUUGGAUUUGGCUGUUGAACAUAUCAAAGGUCUUCAGCACCAAGUAGAGGUGCGUCCUUAUAUAUCAUCAAUCUAUGUUGUGCAAAGUGACAUGUUCUCAAAUGGAAGAAAAGUCACUGGAAAAGGGAAUGGAGAGAUGUACUUGUGGGGCAUGCAAGAAGCGAUGAUCAUGAAUGAUAUGUUUCCAAGUAUGAGUUACAAAUAAAGUAUAGAAGAAAAGGAAACAAAGGAACCAGUUCAAAAGACAGAAAGAGAAACAUAGCAAAAAAAACAAAAACAAAUAUUUUGGAGGUAUAAAGAAAGAAUGAUGAUGAUGAUGGAUUGGAGUUAAUGAAGGUGGUUUUGUCACUCUCUCAUAUUAAGACUUGACCUUAAUUGUUAGCUUAAAAUUCCAUCAAUCGAUUUUUUUCUUCUUCAUCUUCUUCUUUAAAAUUGGUUAAUCUAAGCUUAGAGCAAAACCCAUUUAUUUGAGAUUCGAAAAAGAUGUGCCUUUGCGUGUAUAUAUAUAGCGACUCAAUCCUAAUUUUUUA